This is a messenger RNA of Durusdinium trenchii, 597 nucleotides long. NCBI's taxonomy places the organism in Eukaryota, Dinophyceae, Suessiales, Symbiodiniaceae. The record is from the annotation of a GenBank genome assembly.
AUGGAUUCGCCAGAGCUUCGUCCGACGAUUCGCUUUGGCUCAGUUUUGUUGGACAUUUUUCGGCCCACACGAGCUCGCUGCAAUGGGCUGUGGAGCAAGUUCCUCACAAGAGACGCACGACUGGCGCAAUGCCUCGAGGUCCAUGCCUCGAUGCCUCGGACGAGUCUUCAGGUCUUGGAUGAACAGAUGGCCAUGGAGACCCUGCGGAGGAUCCGUCCCAAGAGCCAGGUGUCGACAGGGACCACAUCCACCAACACGAGUGAGAGGUUAUGGAGUGCUUUGCCCUGCCAAGUGGUGGACGGUGCUGAUGCAGUCGAUCUCUCUGAGGAGCAAGUGGGCUUCCAAAGCUCCUACAAGUGCACUCGCACUCCGAGCUGGGUGCCCCGGGGCAUCCCGGUGCCUUUGCCUCCCAACCGCAUCAUGCAUGAGCGCCACGUGUUGAAGCUGGGAAACUACUUGAAGGAUCUGGACCACCAGCCAGCGAGCUUGUCCGAGCAGGUAGAAGAGAAGCGGGAUGAACAUGCUAUGAGGUUGGAACUUCAAGCAUCGGAGAAUGACGAUUCUUAUGAUCCGCUUUGUUCUUCAAUGCUGUCAUGA